CAACAUGGAAAGUAUGAUUCCCUCUCUCUGAGAACACUUCCAAUGGAGAGAAGAGAAAUUCAGCUAGAAACUUGCAUUACAUAGGCAGGCCGAUUGCAAGGGGUAAAACACUGAUAACUAGGGCAAAAUUCAGAAAGCAGAUAUUGAAUUCACAGAAUGAAAGAAGCGAAACCAAAGCUGUCAACAGUGAUGGCAAUGAACAACAAACCUUGCAAUCGCAAACCAGUACGAGUCUCGUCUUCUUCUUCCACUUGCCAGCAAUCAAACUUACGCCUCCAUCAACAAAACUAGCUAGAUAGGAAAGAAGCGCGGCCUUAUCUGUCGAUUCCACAAACGCUUACAAGAAGCUCGUCGUCAGUUUUCAAUUCCCCUAGUCGAAUUUCUUCAAGCUCAAGCGACAAGAAAGGACGAAUUAGGGACAGAAAAAGAACUUCCGACUGCGCUCUCUGGCCGCCCUCGCACGCUGCCACGACUCCCGUCUCAGUCCCACCUCCUCCUCUGCCUUGCUUCCCCGCGUCUCCUCCGCCUAAAGCGCUUCCUUGCCGCUAGAGUUCGAGCUUCGAUUGCCGGCGGCGAGCUAGUCCGACGCUUCUCUCUCUGUUACCGGGAAUCGGGAAUUUUUCCCUCCUGUCCUCGAGAGAUGGUAGCGGUUCAUCUUCCGGCCGACUGGUUCAAUAAAAGCUUUCUAAUUUCCUUUUUCUUCCCCAGAUUCGCGUUUCUUAUUAACCGAACCAACUUCAAUCUCGGUUCGAAACGUCUCCAAGAGACAGAACGACGUCGCCGCUAAAGCCGUUAGGUUCAGCUUUAGCGGCGACGUCGUUCUGUCUCUUGGAGACGUUUCGAACCGAGAUUGAAGUUGGUUCGGUUAAUAAGAAACGCGAAUCUGGGGAAGAAAAAGGAAAUUAGAAAGCUUUUAUUGAACCAGUCGGCCGGAAGAUGAACCGCUACCAUCUCUCGAGGACAGGAGGGCAAAAUUCCCGAUUCCCGGUAACAGAGAGAGAAGCGUCGGACUAGCUCACCGCCGGCAAUCGAAGCUGGAACUCUAGCGGCAAGGAGGCGCUUCAGGCGGAGGAGACGCGGGGAAGCAAGGCAGAGGAGGAGGCGGGACUGAGACGGGAGUCGCGGCAGCGUGCGAGGGCGGCCAGAGAGCGCAGUCGGAAGUUCUUUUUCUGUCCCUAAUUCGUCCUUUCUUGUCGCUUGAGCUUGAAGAAAUUCGACUAGGGGAACUGAAAACUGACGACGAGCUUCUUGUAAGCGUUUGUUGAAUCGACAGAUAAGGCCGCGCUUCUUUCCUAUCUAGCUAGUUUUGUUGAUGGAGGCGUAAGUUUGAUUGCUGGCAAGUGGAAGAAGAAGACGAGACUCGUACUGGUUUGCGAUUGCAAGGUUUGUUGUUCAUUGCCAUCACUGUUGACAGCUUUGGUUUCGCUUCUUUCAUUCUGUGAAUUCAAUAUCUGCUUUCUGAAUUUUGCCCUAGUUAUCAGUGUUUUACCCCUUGCAAUCGGCCUGCCUAUGUAAUGCAAGUUUCUAGCUGAAUUUCUCUUCUCUCCAUUGGAAGUGUUCUCAGAGAGAGGGAAUCAUACUUUCCAUGCUGAUUAAGCUGUUGACAGGGUUUCUGGGGUGUUCCAUGUUGAGAUUUUUGGUAUGGACAGACUUGUGCUUUAGUAUCGGUGGGUAGUGUUAUAAUUGUGCUUAGUGGCUGAAAUCGUAAUGAUGUUUUGCAGAGGACAAUUUUUGGUGAAGCCCUGAUCUCUUUGCUCCGUUCAUCCAAAUAUGACUGAUUCAGGAGAAUCUCAACAGCCUGAACAAGUAUGCAACUUUUUCAGAAAGCCAACUAAGAGCAAGAACAUCAGGAAGAGAGCAGUAGAAGAUGAUAAUGCAGAGGAUUCAAAAACCGAAAGCUCUUUCUUAAGCAAUCAGAAGAAGGCGCCAAAGGCUGAUAACAAGCUAUACUUCUCGUCAGGACCUUCGAAGAGCUCAAAGCCAUCAGAAUCCAACUCAGACAACAAUGAGAAGCCCAUCUUUCAGUUUGAGUCUUCAAAGGUAAUUCAGGUACAAAAUGACAGCAGGGCAACAACAACUCUGGAAACCGAGACAGACUUCGGAAGAGAUGCCCGGGCAAUACGCGAGAGAGCUCUUAAGCAAGCUGGGGAGGAUCUGAAGGGUAACAAACAGGGUUCUUCAGGUAGCAACGAGAAGCUGUACAAGGGAAUUCAUGGAUAUACAGAUCACAAAGCUGGCUUUAGAAGAGAGCUAACAAUUGCAAGUGAGAAAGCUGGUGGAUCGCAUGGACCACUUAGGGCAUCUGCACACAUCAGAGUCUCGGCAAGAUUCGACUAUCAGCCGGAUAUAUGUAAAGAUUACAAAGAAACUGGUUACUGUGGUUAUGGAGAUUCUUGCAAGUUUAUGCACGAUCGAGGCGAUUACAAGUCUGGAUGGCAGAUGGAGAAGGAGUGGGACGAGGCAGAGAAGGCAAGGAAGAGAAAAUUAGCUUUGGGUGCCUUGGCCAAGGAGGAUGGCGAAUUUGAUGAAGCUAAUGAUGACGACGAUGAUGACGACGAUGAUGAUGCGUUGCCAUUUGCAUGUUUCAUUUGUAGGGAGCCUUUUGAAGAUCCUGUCGUGACCAAAUGCAAGCAUUACUUCUGUGAACAUUGUGCUCUAAAGCAUCAUUCCAAGAAUAAGAAAUGCUUCGUCUGCAACAAGCCGACUCUGGGUAUUUUCAACACUGCUCAUGAAAUACGCAAGAGGAUGGCAGAGGCGAGCAAAUGAUCAUGCUGUUAUGCUGAUUGUUGCCCGCAUCCUCCCUUGUACUGCUUGGACUGUUUUACACACAUUGUAUUGGUUGGUUCCAUUUUGGGUUCAUGACACUGGUUGUUGCAUCUUCCCGGUUCAUGACUUGGAGCAAUUUCACUUUGAUGAGAGCAUUAGUGAUUUAGUAUGUACACGGCACACCAUCGAAUUGCGAGCAUACCAUGUAAUCUAAAGUUUAUCAGUAGUCCGGAAUCCUGAUUUGCCUGUACCUUGUUGUCUGUUCUUUUUAUGUAUAUUACCUCAUUGAUUAGCUAGGAUAUCUGAAUCGAUCUGCUCACAUUCCAGCCUUGUGAAAGGACGUUAAGGUGGAGAAGUUGGUGAAUUCCAGGUUUUCAACUACAUCAUUUACCAAUUAUUUGAUAUGGAGUAAUUGAUCUUUAUGUGUGCAGGGAUACAAUUGUGAGUUUCAGUGAAGAUUUUGCUAGAACUAAAGGAUAAAAAAAUCC
This is a messenger RNA of Linum trigynum, 3254 nucleotides long. The record is from the annotation of a GenBank genome assembly. NCBI's taxonomy places the organism in Eukaryota, Viridiplantae, Streptophyta, Magnoliopsida, Malpighiales, Linaceae.